Molecule: messenger RNA, 2054 nt
Organism: Trifolium pratense (red clover)
Lineage: Eukaryota; Viridiplantae; Streptophyta; Magnoliopsida; Fabales; Fabaceae
Product: bifunctional 3-dehydroquinate dehydratase/shikimate dehydrogenase, chloroplastic
Exons: 11
Coding region: 174-1718 (514 amino acids)
Biological process (GO): shikimate metabolic process; chorismate biosynthetic process
Molecular function (GO): NADP binding; shikimate 3-dehydrogenase (NADP+) activity; 3-dehydroquinate dehydratase activity
Source: RefSeq, a predicted model, not a curated record
AACAUCACAAACAACUCACUGCCAAAACAUUGAACACAACGCAAAUUCAACAACUACUCUCUCAUUCUCCUUUUUCUUUUGAAGUCACACAGUGGAAAACACCACCUACCACCGGUAACUAACUCCGAUCAUCUUUCUCUUUAUCCCGCUUCACCGUCACCGGAACUGAAGCUAUGACGAAGAAUGCGACAUUAAUCUGCGUCCCAAUAAUGGGCGAAACAAUCGAAAAAAUGGUAAUUGAUAUACAAAAAGCUAAACUCAAUGGAGCAGACCUUGUUGAAAUACGAUUGGAUUCUCUCGCUACUUUCAAUCCAUCUCAAGAUCUUAACACUUUCAUUCAGCACCACCAUUCUUUACCCUUUUUGUUCACUUACAGGCCGACAUGGGAAGGCGGUAAGUAUGAUGGUGAUGAAAAUCAACGGUUGGAUGCAUUACGGUUAGCUAUGGAAUUGGGAGCUGAUUACAUCGACAUUGAACUUAAGGUUGCUCACCAGUUCUAUGACUCUAUACGUGGGAAGACGUUCAACAAAACCAAGGUCAUUGUUUCAUCUCACAACUAUCAGCAAACUCCUUCCGUUGAGGAUCUUGGCGACCUUGUAGCAAGAAUACAAGCAACUGGGGCAGAUAUAGUAAAGAUUGCAACGACUGCUGUGGAGAUCACUGAUGUGGCACGCAUGUUUCAAAUUAUGGUGCAUUCUCAAGUUCCAUUCAUUGGACUUGUUAUGGGUGACAGGGGAUUGAUUUCACGUGUACUUUGUGCAAAAUUUGGCGGGUAUCUCACUUUUGGUACACUAGAGUCAGGGAUAGUUUCUGCUCCUGGUCAACCUACACUUAAGGAUUUGUUGGAUCUAUACAAUUUCAGACAAGUGGGACCCGAGACAAAAGUAUAUGGGAUUAUUGGCAAACCUGUCAGUCACAGUAAAUCACCCAUAUUGUUCAAUAAAGCAUACAAAACAGUUGGUUUUGAUGGAGUUUUUGUAUUUUUAUUGGUGGACGACCUUGCCAAUUUUUUCAGGACUUACUCAUCAACAGAUUUUGUGGGAUUCAGUGUUACCAUUCCUCACAAGGAGUCUGCCCUUAAGUGCUGCGACGAGGUUGAUCCAGUGGCUAAGUCAAUAGGAGCUGUAAAUUGUGUUGUAAGAAGACCAACAGACGGGAAGUUGAUUGGAUAUAAUACUGAUUAUGUUGGUGCUAUUAAUGCUAUUGAGGAUGGGCUUCGGGGUAGACAUAAUAGUAGUGGCACAGCUAUUUCGCCAUUAUCUGGUAAGCUGUUUGUUGUUAUUGGGGCUGGUGGUGCUGGUAAGGCACUUGCUUAUGGUGCUAAAGAGAAAGGAGCAAGGAUUGUGAUUGCAAACCGCACCUAUGAUCGUGCCAGAGAACUUGCCGAUGUAAUCGGCGGAGAUGCUUUAGCCCUCAGUGAUUUAGAUAGUUACCAUCCAGAGGAUGGUAUGAUUCUUGCAAACACAACAUCUAUUGGAAUGCAACCAAAAAUUGAUGAAACACCUAUUUCCAAGCAUGCGUUGAAAUUUUACUCCUUGGUUUUUGAUGCUGUCUACACGCCAAAAAUGACUAGACUCUUGAAGGAAGCAGAAGAAUCGGGAGCCACUAUUGUAAAAGGACUGGAGAUGUUUAUUGGACAAGCAUAUGAACAAUACGAGAAGUAUACUGGAUUGCCAGCACCAAAAGAACUCUUCAGAAAUAUCAUGGAAAACUAUUGAUGAGAGUGCAUCUAUUAUCUUAGAAGCAGGAUGGUGAGCAGCAUUGCUUGCGUUUGUUGUCUUAUCUUCAAGGUUGUGAAAAUUGAUUGCAUUUGUUCAAUUUUUUGUUUACCUGAGGAGAAAAAAUCUGUUUAGAUUGCCUUUGAAUGUUGAGGAUCUUACUUAGGGCUUAGUAAUUUAUUGCAUUUAUCCUUCCUGUUUGGAAGACUUUUAGGCAAUCACAAUAAAUUUUGGCAAAAAGUUUUUGCUUUGUAAUUUGUGUUGUAUUGUGUAUGUAACUUUUUAAAGCUGAGGAAGCAUUGUUUUCCAAUUAAUUUUGUGAGAAAAAGUAAAGAA